GGGUUGGACCCCAACGAACAGCUAUCAUCCAGACCCACGGGAAAGCUGGCUGAGUGGAAGUUCUACAACUAGAAGGAAAGAAAGACCCGCAUUGAGACUGAGUAGGAGGUGCAGAGGCGCCAAGGACAGAGAUUCCAACCGAGAGAACAUGUCAUUCAGAUUCGGCCAACAUCUCAUCAAGCCCUCUGUGGUGUUUCUCAGGACAGAACUGUCCUUCGCCCUCGUGAACAGGAAACCUGUGGUCCCAGGGCAUGUCCUGGUGUGUCCCCUUCGGCCAGUGGAGCGCUUCCGAGACCUGCGUCCUGAUGAAGUGGCUGAUUUGUUUCAAGCCGCCCAGAGGGUCGGCACGGCGGUGGAAAAGCAUUUCCAGGGGACUUCUCUUACUUUUGCUAUGCAGGAUGGCCCCGAAGCCGGACAGACUGUGAAGCACGUUCACAUCCAUGUUCUGCCCAGGAAGGCUGGAGACUUUCACAGGAAUGACAGCGUCUAUGAUGAGCUCCAGAAACAUGACAAAGAGGAAGCGGACUCCCCGGCCCUGUGGAGAUCGGAGGAGGAAAUGGCAGCAGAAGCCGGGGCGCUGCGGGCCUACUUUCAGUGAUGCAGGCAUGAAAAGCAACUCAAACAAAUCCCAAGGCAUAAGGAAAUGGGCCUGUUCUCAGGACUCUGCGGCAUUGGAAAUGAAGCCAAGCAGACUUUAUUACAUCCUCCAAUUCGGCAACCUUUUGCUCAGCAUUUUAUUACCCUGCGGAAGCCACCCGGUUAUGUUUCAAUCACGAUGACUGACAGGCUAACUUCAACACCGCAUCGGCAGCCUUCUGCCCUCCUAAGUCUGCGCCCUCAGAACAGAGCCCUUUCUAAAUUGUCCCUGGGCCUGGAUGGAAAUAAAACGGCAGUUAAGAUAUUAAAAAAAAAAUUAAUACUAUGGGACACGGAAAACCUGAUAACAGUAAAAAUUAUGAAGGUGGAGCCCUGGUCAGUGUGGCUCAGUUGGUUAGGCUUUAUCCCAUGCAUUGAAAGUUUGUUGGUUCGAUUCCCAGGUUUCCAGCUGGAUCCUGGGCGGGGGAUUCUCUCUCAUCAUUUGAUGUUUCUAUCUCUCUCUUCCUCUCCGUUCCUCUCUGAAAUCAAUAAAAAUGUAUUUAAAAAAAAGAAAAGUAUACAGGCUGCUACUGUGAGGAAAGGUGCUUAAAUCAGGAACACAGAAGACCUGAGCUAUAAUUUCAGCUGUACCACUUACUUUGUUUAUAAAAUCAGAAUGUUAGAACUAGAAGAAAACGUAGACAUCCAGUGUGAUAUUCUAUUCCAGCCCAAAGUUGGUGGUUUUCAUAAGUCCAUAACCAUUAAUGAAAAGGCAUUUUAUUAUUUUAUUUAGUGCAACUGAAUAGUUCCUGCCCUCAACUUGAAUAAUCUUAGAUUUUUUUACUAUGAGGAAAGUAAUUUAUACUUUCCUUAUGAUUUCUCUGUCUUACUUCAUUGAGGGCUGUUUGUUUUGAAAGCUGGUAACUUCAGUUAAAUGGUACAGCAAGGUGGCUUUCCUAGCCCAUGGAGGUUUCCAUCAAGCCAAGUCCUCUUGGCAACGGUGAUCAGAUUGAGCAAAUGUAAAUGUAGCACAUGCAACUAUAAAGUAUAAUACUUUCAGAAAAGAAAAAAAAACAAAACACCAGGAGCAAAUCUUCUGGAACCUUGGGUGAACAAGGACAUCUUAGAGACCUGGCAAUCCUUAAAAAGGAAAAGUGGUAAAUAGGAUUUCACCAAAAUUUGAAAGUUUUGUUCUGUAAAAGACUGUUAUGAAGAUGAAAAGAUGCCCUGGCCGGUGUGGCUCAGAUGGUUGAGCAUUGUCCCAUGCACCAAGAAGUCGAGCCAAGUCAUAGAUUCCAUCCCUGGUGCAGGAUGUACAGGAGGCAACAAAUGGAUGUUUCUCUCUCUCCCUUUUCCCUUCCUCUCUCUAAAAUCAAUAAAAACACAUUUUUUUAAAAAAAUGAUGAAAAGACAAGCUAUAGACUGAGAUAAAAUAUUUAUAAACCACAUAUCCAACAAAGCAGUCAUAUCUGGAAAACAAAGAAUUCUUAAAAUUCCACAAUGAAAAUACAAAUAAUGGACCCCAAGUUUGGUUUUAAUACCCUUCUUCAAUAAGAAGAACCAGGCCUUCUUGAAGAAAUAACUGAUUCUACAACUAGAACAGGAAAUACACAAGAUGAGUCUGGAGAACCUUGUAGUGCUAGAAAGGAAGGAAGGACUUAAAGAAAAAAGCCACACAAUGAGGGGGCAUAUCAAAAGGACACAA
Myotis myotis is the source of this 2281-nucleotide messenger RNA. Its product is annotated as bis(5'-adenosyl)-triphosphatase. Gene Ontology annotation, biological process: intrinsic apoptotic signaling pathway by p53 class mediator; negative regulation of proteasomal ubiquitin-dependent protein catabolic process; purine nucleotide metabolic process. The record is from RefSeq and is a predicted model, not a curated record. NCBI's taxonomy places the organism in Eukaryota, Metazoa, Chordata, Mammalia, Chiroptera, Vespertilionidae. Gene Ontology annotation, cellular component: nucleus; cytoplasm; plasma membrane. Bases 149 to 598 code for a protein of 149 amino acids. The transcript has a single exon. Gene Ontology annotation, molecular function: bis(5'-adenosyl)-triphosphatase activity; ubiquitin protein ligase binding.